AUGAAGAUGUGUUGGUCCACCUCGUGGUGCCUCCCGGUGCUCCUGCUCGUCGUGUGCGUCUCCUCAGACACGGUCACGCGCAACAACGCCAGACGCGGGGCAACACUCGGCUCCUACAAACAGGACUGGCCGGGUCCGUCCCUGGCGGAGGCGGUCCUCUGGGACCUCCUCCAGAUGGCCAACGAGGCGACGGAGGCGGACGAGCGGCAGAACGGCGUCGGGGGUGCCGAGGAGCCGCCGCCUGUCGGCCGCGUCGGCGAACGCGACCUUCCUGUGCCGCUGGGCCCUCGCGAGCGCAAAGCGGGAUGCAAGAACUUCUUCUGGAAAACAUUCACGUCCUGCUGAGUCGGCCUUUUCUUCUUUUUCCCGCUAAUUUGCAAUAAAAACAUUUGGAGGACA
Messenger RNA from Syngnathus typhle (broad-nosed pipefish), 399 nucleotides. Its product is annotated as somatostatin-2-like. NCBI's taxonomy places the organism in Eukaryota, Metazoa, Chordata, Actinopteri, Syngnathiformes, Syngnathidae. Gene Ontology annotation, molecular function: hormone activity. Bases 1 to 345 code for a protein of 114 amino acids. Gene Ontology annotation, cellular component: extracellular region. Gene Ontology annotation, biological process: regulation of cell migration. The record is from RefSeq and is a predicted model, not a curated record. The transcript has 2 exons.